AUGUCUUUAACCAAUUGUCGCUUCUAUGAGGAAAAGUACCCGGAAAUUGAUAGCUUUGUCAUGGUCAACGUCAAGCAGAUAGCAGAGAUGGGGGCAUACGUCAAGUUGCUUGAGUAUGACAACAUCGACGGCAUGAUUUUGCUUUCUGAGCUUUCUAGACGUCGAAUCCGAAGUAUUCAAAAGCUCAUUCGAGUUGGACGGAACGAGGUUGUCGUCGUACUGCGGGUAGACAAAGAAAAAGGCUAUAUUGAUCUUUCCAAAAGAAGAGUUUCUCCUGAAGACAUCAUAAAAUGUGAAGAAAGAUACAACAAGGGCAAAAUGGUUCAUUCCAUUAUGCGCCACGUCGCAGAGAAGACACUUCACCCGAUUGAAGACCUAUACGAACGUAUCGGUUGGCCGCUAAAUAAAAAAUACGGUCAUGCUGUUGAUGCUUUUAAGCUCUCCAUCACUAACCCUGAUGUUUGGCAGGAAGUUUCAUUCCCAAAUGAUGUGGUUGCAGAGGAAUUGAAAUCUUACAUUGGCAAGCGUUUAACACCACAGCCCACAAAAGUUCGAGCAGAUGUUGAGGUCACGUGCUUUGGAUAUGAGGGGAUUGACGCUGUUAAAACUGCUCUGCGUACUGCAGAAGCUAGAAACACACCUGAAAACCAAGUGAAGGUAAAGCUUGUUUCUCCGCCACUAUACGUACUUACAAGCACAUGUUUGGAAAAAGUCGUGGGUAUCCAAACCCUGGAAGCAGCUAUUAUCGAUAUUCGAACUAAUAUUGAAAGUUCGGGUGGAAGUUGCAUCGUCAAGAUGGAGCCGAAAGCAGUCACAGAGAACGACGAUGUUGAGCUGCAGGCAUUGAUGGAAAAACGUGAGAGGGAAAAUGCAGAGGUCAGUGGAGAUGAGAGCCAGAGCGAAAGCGACGAAAAUGCCGUCGAGUCACAAGUUGUAUAA
Messenger RNA from Blumeria graminis f. sp. triticale, 939 nucleotides. NCBI's taxonomy places the organism in Eukaryota, Fungi, Ascomycota, Leotiomycetes, Helotiales, Erysiphaceae. The record is from the annotation of a GenBank genome assembly.